Messenger RNA from Diaporthe batatas, 1011 nucleotides. RefSeq lists its product as uncharacterized. The coding region runs from base 1 to 1011 and encodes 336 amino acids. NCBI's taxonomy places the organism in Eukaryota, Fungi, Ascomycota, Sordariomycetes, Diaporthales, Diaporthaceae. The transcript has a single exon. The record is from RefSeq and is a predicted model, not a curated record.
AUGCAGCCUCGGAACCCACAAGAUUCCAGCCUUUUCCUCGAGAGGUUGCCUCUUGAGAUUCGCUUGGAGAUCUACUCCUACGUCUUUCAUUCCGUUCGUCUGGCCUUCGGUCGGAUUUCGACGCAGAUCAACCCCAUUUCCCCGACCAACACAUUGACUGGCCAUGCGAACAUUUCGUCUGUCCAAAUGCGGCCGCCACCGAAUAGUCUCAGUUUACUCCACGUCUGCCGCAAAGUCAACCGCGAAAUCGGUCAUAGCUGGAUAAACCAGGUACUCUUCAGCUUUGAAGGUGCGCACACGAUGUUAGAAAAACUCGCCGCGCUCGAACCAUCACUGCUGUCGAGGCUACGCCAUAUGCGGAUCUCAGGGCCCUCGCCCAUGCUCUCGAUCGAGAGCGACCCGCCAACUAUAGAAUACGGAUGGGCAUACGUGUUCAAAGCGCUGCCUGGCUUGUGCCUGGACAGAUUGACAGUCGUUGGCUCCCACGCCCCAACAGCGACAACGGACCUCCUUAUUGCCGAGCAGCUGAUCAAACAGAGCGACGGGUGGAGGAAACUCUAUUUCAUAUCCCACAACUCCGCCAUACUGGAGCUUACCAGGCAAGUGCGCCACCAUGACCACUGGCACGCGGUGCCGCGGCUAUCGAGGCUAGAUCGAGCACUUGUGAGGCGUGACGGACCAACGGCGCUCGUCCGCUUUUACCGGUCGAUACAUGCGGCUGAUCACGGGCUGAUGACAACAGAGCCUGCUACUCGCGAAGCCAUGUUCAGACGGGGUCCCCAGAAUUGGAAAGCCUACUGCGCUCCACGUGACGCUGCGCUGAGCCAGCGUGAGGAAAUGGAGAAGGGAGUACUGCUCAUUGCGCACAGAGGGAGGGACGUGAACUACACCGUGGAACCGCUGCCGAGCGGUAUCAAAAAUGUCAAGGUACUGAAGCGCAGGAAGAGACCUAACAACCGCCAGAUGGGCGUCAUGGUGGACACUUACAAACACGUGGAUGACUAUGAGUAG